AUGGAGAACUCCCACACAAAGACCGUGGAGGAGUGUCUGGCCUACUUUGGCGUGAGCGAGAACUCUGGCCUGACGCCCGAACACGUGAAGAAGAACCUGGACAAAUACGGCCCCAACGAGCUCCCGGCAGAGGAAGGCAAGUCCAUCUGGGAGCUGGUGGUGGAGCAGUUUGAGGACCUGCUGGUGCGAAUCCUGCUGCUGGCAGCCUGCAUCUCCUUCGUGCUGGCCUGGUUUGAGGAAGGCGAGGAGACAGUCACUGCAUUCGUGGAGCCAUUCGUCAUUCUCCUGAUCCUCAUCGCCAAUGCCAUUGUAGGAGUCUGGCAGGAGAGGAACGCUGAAAACGCCAUCGAGGCCCUGAAGGAGUAUGAACCCGAAAUGGGCAAGGUGUACCGUGCAGACAGGAAAUCUGUGCAGAGAAUCAAGGCCCGGGACAUGGUCCCUGGCGACAUUGCCGAGGUGGCUGUGGGUGACAAGGUGCCAGCCGACAUCCGGCUCCUCUCCAUCAAAUCCACCACCCUGCGUGUGGACCAAUCCAUCCUGACAGGUGAGUCUGUCUCUGUUAUCAAGCACACGGACCCUAUCCCGGACCCUCGCGCUGUCAACCAGGACAAGAAGAACAUGCUCUUCUCGGGCACCAACGUGGCAGCUGGCAAGGCUGUGGGCAUUGUCAUUGCCACGGGGGUGGGCACCGAGAUCGGGAAGAUCCGGGAUCAGAUGGCGGCCACGGAGCAGGAGAAGACGCCGCUGCAGCAGAAGCUGGAUGAGUUCGGGGAGCAGCUCUCCAAGGUCAUCUCGCUCAUCUGCGUGGCCGUCUGGCUCAUCAAUAUUGGCCACUUCAACGACCCCGUCCACGGCGGCUCCUGGAUCCGCGGUGCCAUCUACUACUUCAAGAUUGCCGUGGCCCUGGCCGUGGCCGCCAUUCCUGAAGGUCUCCCCGCUGUGAUCACCACCUGCCUGGCCCUGGGCACCCGCCGCAUGGCCAAGAAGAACGCCAUUGUCCGGAGCCUGCCGUCUGUGGAGACGCUGGGCUGCACCUCAGUCAUCUGCUCUGACAAGACCGGCACCCUCACCACCAACCAGAUGUCUGUGUGCAAGAUGUUUGUCGUUGAGAAGGUGGAGGGAGACGUCUGUUCCCUGAAUGAGUUCAGCAUUACCGGUUCCACCUACGCCCCUGAGGGAGAAGUACUGAAGAGUGACAAGCAUGUGAAGGCUGGGCAGUACGAUGGGCUGGUUGAACUGGCCACUAUCUGUGCCCUCUGCAAUGACUCCUCCCUGGAUUACAAUGAGGCCAAGGGUGCCUAUGAGAAGGUGGGGGAAGCCACCGAGACAGCGCUGACCUGCCUGGUGGAGAAGAUGAAUGUUUUCAACACAGAUGUGCGGAGCCUGUCCAAGGUGGAGCGUGCCAAUGCCUGCAACUCUGUGAUUAAGCAGCUGAUGAAGAAGGAGUUCACCCUGGAGUUCUCCCGCGACAGGAAGUCCAUGUCCGUAUACUGCUCCCCCGCCAAGGCCUCCCGCGCAGCUGUCAGCAACAAGAUGUUCAUCAAGGGUGCCCCUGAGGGGGUUAUCGACCGCUGUAACUAUGUCCGAGUGGGCACCACCCGUGUCCCCCUCACACCCCUGGUGAAAGACAAGAUCUUGACUGUCAUCAAGGAGUGGGGGACGGGGCGGGACACACUGCGCUGCCUGGCCCUGGCCACACGUGACACCCCCCCCAGGAGAGAGGACAUGGUGCUGGAGGACUCCACCAAGUUUGUCGAGUAUGAGGUGGACCUGACCUUUGUGGGCUGCGUGGGGAUGCUGGACCCACCCCGGAAGGAGGUGAUGGGCUCCAUCCAGCUGUGCCGUGACGCCGGCAUCCGUGUCAUCAUGAUCACGGGGGACAACAAGGGCACGGCCAUUGCCAUCUGCCGCCGCAUCGGGAUCUUCACCGAGGACGAGGAGGUGACGGGCAGGGCCUACACAGGCCGCGAGUUCGACGACCUGCCCCCCGCCGAGCAGCGGGAGGCCUGUAAGCGGGCCUGCUGUUUCGCCCGUGUCGAGCCCGCCCACAAGUCCAAGAUUGUGGAGUUCCUGCAGUCCUUUGACGAGAUCACAGCCAUGACAGGCGACGGGGUGAAUGACGCCCCUGCACUGAAGAAGGCCGAGAUUGGCAUCGCCAUGGGCUCUGGCACGGCCGUGGCCAAGACGGCCUCCGAGAUGGUCCUGGCUGACGACAACUUCUCCACCAUCGUGUCCGCUGUGGAGGAGGGCAGGGCCAUCUACAACAACAUGAAGCAGUUCAUUCGCUACCUCAUUUCCUCCAAUGUGGGCGAGGUCGUCUGUAUCUUUCUCACAGCCGCCCUGGGCCUUCCAGAAGCCUUGAUCCCUGUGCAGCUGCUGUGGGUGAACCUGGUGACUGACGGGCUCCCGGCCACUGCCCUGGGCUUCAACCCUCCGGACCUGGACAUCAUGGACAAGCCGCCCCGCAGCCCCAAGGAGCCCCUCAUCAGUGGCUGGCUCUUCUUCCGCUACAUGGCCAUUGGCGGCUACGUCGGAGCUGCUACAGUGGGUGCCGCUGCCUGGUGGUUCAUGUAUGCAGAGGAUGGUCCUGGCGUCACCUAUCACCAGCUGUCCCAUUUCAUGCAGUGCACAGAGGAAAACGUGGACUUCGAGGGGCUGGAUUGUGAAGUGUUCGAGUCACCUGUGCCCAUGACCAUGGCCCUGUCUGUGCUGGUCACCAUCGAGAUGUGCAACGCCCUCAACAGCCUGUCUGAGAACCAGUCCCUGUUGCGCAUGCCGCCCUGGGUGAACAUGUGGCUGCUGAGCUCCAUCUGCCUGUCCAUGUCCCUGCACUUCGUCAUCCUCUACGUCGACCCCCUGCCCAUGAUCUUCAAACUGACACCGCUGGACCUGACCCACUGGCUCGUGGUGCUGAAGAUCUCGUUCCCCGUCAUCCUCCUGGAUGAGGUGCUGAAAUUUAUCGCCCGGGACUACCUGGAAGUGGGUUUAGAAGACCCGAAGAGGAGGAAGAAGUGA
This is a messenger RNA of Emys orbicularis (European pond turtle), 3015 nucleotides long. It is a transcript of the gene ATP2A1, whose product is annotated as ATPase sarcoplasmic/endoplasmic reticulum Ca2+ transporting 1. Bases 1 to 3015 code for a protein of 1004 amino acids. The record is from RefSeq and is a predicted model, not a curated record. Gene Ontology annotation, molecular function: ATP hydrolysis activity; ATP binding; P-type calcium transporter activity. The transcript is spliced from 22 exons. NCBI's taxonomy places the organism in Eukaryota, Metazoa, Chordata, Testudines, Emydidae. Gene Ontology annotation, cellular component: membrane. Gene Ontology annotation, biological process: calcium ion transmembrane transport; intracellular calcium ion homeostasis.